Messenger RNA from Varroa destructor (honeybee mite), 4755 nucleotides. RefSeq lists its product as uncharacterized. The record is from RefSeq and is a predicted model, not a curated record. Lineage: Eukaryota; Metazoa; Arthropoda; Arachnida; Mesostigmata; Varroidae.
CGGUAGGCCGUGAUAGUCUUUACCACUCCGUGUGUGUUUAAAGCCCUUUCCUAAAUCGGAGUGUCCUCUCCUCGGCACAGGAGUGCGGCCGGAUCACUCGAGAUCAGUCGUUCUCGGACGGUGAGGCUGUUUGAGGUGAAGACAAUGUUUUCCCUUAUCAGUGAGCGACGAUGCUUCUCGAGGGUUGUUAUCCAGGACCACCAUCGUCGUCGGCAGGAAAAACGACACAAAUAUAUUACUGACCUAACGAAUUGACCGGACGUGGCUUCUGUCGGUGACGUGUGUGCAUUAUAUAUUUAUUGUGAAGCGGAAGUCACGGUCAAAGGAACAGAAGACGUUAAAAGUGGUUACAGGUUGAAAAAAAUUUAUAUAUGGAGAGGUGCGGAAAAAAGUAUGCAGCAUGUCUAAGAUAGUUAGAUCAGUGAGUGAUCCUAUACAAACAUGUCGUUGGUGAAAGGAAUCAUGUGACCGUGCCGAUUUUAGGAUAACGACAAAUUUCUGACAACGUUAAUAGGUCUCCGUGGUAAUCAUCGUCAGGCGGAUUUUCAUCAGUAACACUGUUCUAAGUAGCAGCAGUCUACUAUGUCUUAAUCUGAAGGCGGAUUUCGGUCCCUGUAAUGCUGCGGGCUAUUUGCCGUGGCCAAAAGCUGGCUUGUGUGUACUUGGAUAGUUAGAGAACGAUGCGGCGAAACUCAUGACAACAACGAUGUCGGAAGCAUAGAGCAUGACAUUAGUAGAACCGCUCACUAGCGCGGUGAAGAUGAAUUCGACAGAAGUGAACGUGUCCAGUGGAUCUUUAGAGGUACUGUUUCCGCCGUUAACCGUCGCGCAGCGAUGGCACGUCCUGGCUACAGUGGCCUUUUUCAGCGCCAACUUCAUCGGAAAUUCGGCUCUGGCCGUAGCCGCUUGGAUGGGGUUACGCCGGAGUCGCAGAGCCACUCGACGUCUGUCGCUCGUUACAGACUUUCCCCAGGCGACACGACGGCCGAAAGAGCCGAAGGCGACAGCAUGUGACCACAUUCUCAUCGCGGUUUUCAUUGUAGCGCUAUGUCGGUCGUGCACCCGCGCACCCGUGCAAAUCGUCCAGAUGCUAUCAGGCGAACCGGCCGUGGGCUUAAUCUCGUGCCAACUGCAGGGCUUCUUAAGCGCACUUCUCGAAUACCUACACUUCUGGUACCUGAUGAUGUUCGUCAUAGAGAGAUAUAUGCGUAACAGUAGUCCGUAUGAAUACACGCUAACGUUCAGCCCAUUAAAUGCGUACGUCAUUCUUCCGGGGCUAUUUCUAGUUAUUGUCCCUCAGGUCACCGGGCCUGUUUAUGGGUGGGGAAAGUACAAUCUUAUACCUGAGCUAUACGCCUGCGAUCUUGCAGCGGAUUCGAAACACAGUUGCUCGUACCUCUUGUUCACAGAUGUUGUUUUAUUAUUUCCUGUUAUUCUGGGAUCUGUCUACGCGACGUUAGCGUUCUUGAUUCAAACGCCGGAACAGCCAGCCAAAGCGACUGGCGAGUCCCGUCUCCUGUUUCCCCGCAAGGAGAAGCUCAGCGUCCUUUUCAUCUGUCUGUUCUGCUGUAUUUUGGUGCCAUCAUGUGUAGCCGUAGUGCACACGGUUCGGGCAUGCGUCUCGUCGGUACCACGCGGAGUGCUAGUCACAAUGGAUUUAGCGUGCGAGGCCAAUCUGUUAGUUCCCCCAUUGCUGCUAUAUCUCUUGCAUGGCACUCGGAUUCGAGCAUUGCUGUUCGAAAAUCGUGAUCGCACCAGGUGACACCAACAGGCGCCGACCUUACAUUCGAAUGCGGCGAGCAAUAGCGAAGCCUCGGACAAGUCCUUCAUCAUAAUGACGGAUCUGUGACGAGCAAUAUCACGAUGCCGGACUCUAACGACCGAGUGCUCAGCGGAAGAAUGGAGAAAGGUAGACUACAAAAAGCAAAUCAAACAGUGGUCUUGGGUCACACUCGUACAGAACCGUGCGAGUGUGGCCACACAAGGACAUGGGAAACGUGUGCUACCUGAAGGGAACUAGAAAAGGAAAUACAUGGAAGAAGAAGGAGGAUUAGAGGCCCGCGCAACUCGUACCUAGUCCUAUUUCUAAUUGCACAUACGGUACCAAUUUGUCCCGCACUCCGGCACCAUAUCGAGCUGCUUGUUCAGCCAACACGCAUCGUUGCUGGCCUUGCCACCGUACCAUCGACGUUGUAGAAAACUCCGCAAUAGUCGCCGCCAUUAAGAGAGGAGGACUGGAGCUAAUGGGAACGCAAAAAUGUAUUUGUCCUUCCAGAUAGAAAGAGGCUCCAGCGAAGUCGAUUACAACAAAAUAAGAAAUUCACUUUUUAGCUCUAGAAUAGGGACUACUAAAAAUCAUUCCGUCGAUUAUCAAGCGGAAUGAUUUAAGUGAGAUGCAUACUUGGCUAAUUUAGCCGGUCUGCUCGUAUCAGAGGGUUUCUACUACAGUACAUUAACUUAUAUCCGAAAUUUUCCUUAAAAUCCGAAAUUAUGUAAGUAACGUGUGCUCGUAAAAUAGCAACUUGAUUCAAUUAUUUGUCCUAGUGAGCCUAGUUUACUUCAAUGGGAAAAAGUUUAACGUUCGCGCAGCUAUAGGUGUGCGAAGAUGGGACAGUGAAUACCGCAACGAGUCGACACAGAAAAAAAACAGAUAAUACAUAUAUGAUGCAUACGUUAUGGUUAAAAAUAGGAACAUCUUUUAGCAGAUUAAGAAGAGAAACGGGUCGAUCUUAUAUGAGAUAUGGAUACUCCUCGGAAAACGUCGAUCGUUCUGCCACCGGUAAAUUCAAUAGAAGAAAAGCUAAAUGGAUUUGAAAUAUAUCACAAACCUUAAUUUUGACGCCUACCGCGCGUAUAAUAUAUCAAAUCGGAGAUUUUAACAGCUAAAUCGUUGGCGAAUAUAGCCAGGAAUAAGACUGAUAUCCAUGCCGGAGUCGAGAUUCCUACUCCAUUAGAAGCGGACUAUAAAUUCGACAACUUUAUAGGUCUACUGAUCAAGUGUGUUGUUAAUACCUGAGGCGCCCAGGACCCGGUAAAGGCAUUAAUAAAUACAUAACAUGAAUCGAACCGGGGAAAACUGGGCGGGAAGAUAGCGGGAAAGCAGGGGGUAAACAAGGUGGCUAAGUAAAGGCAGAAGUGCAUGACUUAUUUUUCCCAAACGCUAUGCUUCUCUUUUUGAUUGUGAGUUGUGUACGUGUGACAACGUAAACGUAGGGCGUAAUGAAAGCAAUAUUAUUUUCCUGCAAUAAUUCUAGUGUGUAGUAAAGGGAACCUGAUAGUAUGAUAUAUAGAUAAUGAAAUUAUGGAACGGGUCUGAAAACAAACUUGCUCAAUAGGUCCGACCAAGAUUUUACAAGUUCGUAGACAUCUGAGCGAUCAAUGGGAAGGUUUAUUGCUAUCUCUCGAAUACGAUGGGCGCCUAAGAAAUUAGCCAUCACUUGCUGUUAGCGCCUGCCAUCACGCGGACGGAAAAACCGCAGGCCUUAACUAAUAAAUAUCUGCGAAAAGGAAGACCUCACUACUGGAAAAUGGCGUCUUGUGUAUAAACUUUUAACUUGACUAGAGCAGAAGCAUAUAUUUUUGAGAUUCGUAUUACCAACAAUUACAAAAAUACUGAUAUUUCUAGUUUUUAGCUAACACUAAGAAAGAAGAUUAUUUUUGGCUGACAUUCGGGAUUUUUAGAUGCGCAUUUUUAAAAAAAACAAGCUGUCUAUCGAGACAGUCCUAUCAAUUUGUUGUCGUGAUUGCUUUAUUUACUGUUCUCAACGUUUGCAGAACGUAUAGUCAACGGAAUCUAGCCCCUUUUAUUAGUGAUACUAUUUGAAUCAAUUUCCUCUAGAAAAGAUUUCCCAAAGAGUAAACUCCAAGAGUUUUAUCAAAUGUUUUGUUUUAACUAAAGAAUAUAGGGGCAGAAGUUAUAUAUAUAUAUAUAUAUAUAUAUAUAUAUAUAUGUAAGGUCAGUUUUAUCUUUAUAGAUCUUUAAAUACUAAAGCUGUGGCUAUAUGAAAAUUUGUGUCGUAGGAGCCUCGAGGCAUGUCAAAAAGAUUAAAUUAAGACAAAAACAUUUUUCUUAAAAACAUUGAUCAUUAUAUGUUAUUAUUACACUACAUUAAAAGUGAUAGUUUUUAUUUGUAUGAUUAAGAAAAGUUACCUAAACUUUGCCAAAAGCAGUAGUCGUUUAUAGAAACCGAUAAAAUUAUCGUAGCUCCACAAAUUUAUUUAUGUCUAUAGAGAACGACAGCGUUCGCGGCGAAAUAUAAACAAGCCAUGCACAGAAUGCUAUUCUACAUAAAGUAAUGUUUGUCUUUCAAUUUGAAGUCACAUGCCAGGCCCAUAAACAUCAAGUUAAGUUUAACUCAGGAUUGACUUUAGUUUUCUAACUGAUUAGGCAAACAAACGCAGCGGUAAGAAAUGGUGAGCAGAAUCUACUUCCGAAAGGAGCUAAAAUCAUGAAAAAAAAAAAAAAUGGCUAAUCUAGAUCAACAAUUUUGCCUAAUAAAUGUAACGCAAUAAUGGAGUCUCCAUAACAGCGACUACCGUAGCAAUGCUCGAUUCCAGAGUAGCUUGUAAGCGUGGGAACCACUAUGACACUGUGACAUGGCUCGUGAGGCAUUAUGUUAAGUCUGGUAGCGUAAGAUGCUACACGGAAAAAGGUAUGCCGCAUACAUUGGUACAAAUAAACACCUGUACCGUACACGCAGCCACACGGUCUUAUAUGGCCAUAGAGCUGUGAUUUUAGGACAAAUGAAUAAAAUU